AUGCCCAGAAUUAAUUCUACUGCACCAACAACAAAUUCUACGAUGCCCAGAAUUAAUUCUAUAAUGCUCAGAAUUAAUUCCACUACACCAACAACAAAUUCUACGAUGCCCAGAAUUAAUUCUACGACGCCCAAAAUUAAUUCUACAACACCCAGAAUUAAUUCCACUGUGCCAACAACAAAUUCUAUGACGCCCAGAAUUAAUUCCACUGCACCAACCACUCAAGCUCAAUUGGUUUCACAAAUUUCAUCAACUGCUACUCGUACCAAAAUUCUAAUUUCUAUGUCAUCAACGUUAUUAAAAAGAAUUUCACAAGAUACACAAACAGUAGUUAAUAAAAAGCUGCAAAUUGUUAUUGAGGAUGUAUUUAAUAUAG
Molecule: messenger RNA, 376 nt
Organism: Dentiscutata heterogama
Lineage: Eukaryota; Fungi; Glomeromycota; Glomeromycetes; Diversisporales; Gigasporaceae
Source: the annotation of a GenBank genome assembly